Perca flavescens (yellow perch) is the source of this 3520-nucleotide messenger RNA. RefSeq names its product docking protein 7b (gene dok7b). The transcript is spliced from 13 exons. Gene Ontology annotation, biological process: neuromuscular junction development; positive regulation of protein tyrosine kinase activity. Gene Ontology annotation, molecular function: protein kinase binding. NCBI's taxonomy places the organism in Eukaryota, Metazoa, Chordata, Actinopteri, Perciformes, Percidae. The record is from RefSeq and is a predicted model, not a curated record. The coding region runs from base 41 to 2329 and encodes 762 amino acids.
ACACAGACACAGACACAGCUGCUAGGAACCAUGUCAGAAGAUGACGGAUACAGUUGUCGCAAACGGACAAGUCAAGUUCAGAGAUGGAAAAAAGUGGAAGACUCGGUGCGUCGUUCUUCGGAAGCCCUCUCCAGUCGCAGACUGUCUGUCUCUGCUGGUGUAUAAGGAGAAGAAGAAAGGGAAGGAGAAGGGCAGCAACCAGAAGGAGAGGCUCAGUGUAACUCUGGAGGGGAUCUGUGGUGUAGAGCCAGGGCCCGGAUAUGACGGGGUAUCCUACACCCUCUCCAUCCUCUGUCUGGCACACACGCUGGUCCUGGGCUUCAACAGCCGAGACGCCCUGCUGGCCUGGGAUGCCCGCGUCCGCUACAGCCUGGGAGAGGUCCACAGGUUCAGUGUAAAUGUCGAGCCGGGUACCAAACUGGAAAGCGGACCCGCGUCCCUCCACUUGUGCAACAACCUAUUGGUACUCACCAGAGGCGUCCCUCCUGUCGUCAUUGGCCACUGGAAGUUGUCGGCGUUGCGUCGAUAUGGUGCGGUGCCAAAUGGCUUCGUGUUCGAGGGCGGGACUCGCUGCGGAUACUGGGCUGGUGUUUUCUUCUUGUCCUGUUCAGAAGGAGAGCGCAUCAGUUUGCUGUUUGACUGCAUCGUCAGGGGCAUCACCCCCAGCAGGACCCCUCAUGGCCUGCGCCCUGUCCUGCCAGCAGAUCCCUAUGCUGACCCAGUGUCAGCAGAGAAACGAAUCAGCCAGGAGGCAUCAGAGCUGGAGAAAAGACUCAGUAUGUUAUCUCAUUGCAGCCUUGCAAGCAGCACAGCUUCCACUUCCAGCUGCAGCACAUCUGUUGCGGGGGACGACCAAAGCAGCAUCUCCAGCUCCUCCUCCAGCCAAUCUGAUGCGAGCUAUGGAAGCAGACUUCCAUUUUGGGUGGAGCCGUUAUCUAGACCGUACCUCUCCAAUGAGACGCCGUCAAGCUCCUCCACGCUAAAUGCUUUGACCAGUUCAGAUGACCGGCUUUAUGCUGCUGUGAUGGGAAGCUCUGGGACGCGUCCAUCCUCGGCCCAGCUCAAUCCUCGAUGUCUCCAUGACAGCGGGCGCCAGAGCUCAUUAGACAGUGGGAUCGGGAUAGCGACAGGCAGUCAGUCAUCAUACUCAGGAAGUGUCUCCUCAUAUACAGGAAGUCUGGACAUGGCCAGCCAGAGAGGGGAGGGAGAGUUUGGCUCCGUGGCCAGCCUCCCUGCUCCACCUAAUCCUCCUCCUACACCUCCUGCCGUUCAUCCCCCCACUCCUCCUCUUCCUCCCCCUCCUUUUCAGUCCACCCUUAACCUAGAGCACAGUUCUGCUACCUCCCCCUGCCCUUGUGCCUCCAGAUCUAGCUCUCGUGCAUCCCCGAUGCACAGUGAGGAGUAUCAAAUUCCCAGCCUGCUCGGACUGUGGUACGACACCCCCAGGAGUCUGCUCCAGACCCUGUCCCUGAGGGAACCCUCCGUCCAAGAAAGCCCACCUGAGCUGGCCAGGGACAGCAGGAGCCGUAGGGAUGGAGUGGGUAGUCAAGGACAAAGGUUGAGCAACAGCCCCAAAGGACUCAGGGCUCAGCGUCAGGUCAUGAUGCAGCGCUCCUACUCCUGGGGCAGUGAGAGGGCGCCCUCUGUGGACAGUGAGGGGAGGUCCACACCUAGACCCCUGCUGGUUCCUGGAGGCUCGGUUUGUGGAGAACCACAGUGCAGUCAUGGUUUGGACAAUUACAUUACACCAGAGCAGUGGCGGUCAGUGAGGAACAGAUGCUUGACUCAGGUUGCCAACUCACCAUCAGGCCUGUCGCCGUCUGUAGAUACACAAGAUCAUCCCCUCCGUGUAAGAGAGGAGCAGUAUGAUGAUGUUGGUGAUAAGUUGGCAGGUCUGAAGAAAAUGGUGCCCUUACUGCCACCCUCUGCCCCUCCACCUCUGCCUGUUGCACCGAGCAUGCAUAGGCCAACAUCAGCCUGCGGUAUGUUCCAGUCUGCCCUUGAAGCUCCUCCGUCGGUAUCCCUGGACUCCGGGCUCCAUUGUGACAGCACUGUUAAUUAUGUUAACAUCCCCAUCAGCCCCCUGGCAGCUAGAACCAACAGAGAGCUCCUCUACACAGAGCUGGACCUGCAGGAGCCCAGUUCACCUCCAGUCUCCAGUCCGUUCAGUGCUGUCAGAGGUAACACUUUGCAGCUCUGUAGACCCAAAGAGGGCUCCAUCAGGUACGCCCACCUCAACAUCACUGCCAUGGAAACAGCUCAGAGAGUGGGGGCGGAGCAUGUUCAGGGUAGAGAGGAAAGACUGACUGAGCUGGAGAGCAGGCGGUGAGGGCCACCAAACACACCCAACUCGACAGUUCAUUGCAGAUUCUAUCUGAAUACGCUUAAUUGCAGUUGGUCAUACCAAACAUUGCUACUUGUACUUAACACAGCCACAGUUGUACCAGUGAACAGAAAUGUCCACAAACAAUCCAUUCCACUAAGAAUUAGAAGGAAAUGUCUGGGAAGUCUCUUACGCAGCUGCCAUCUUGGAUGUGUUGUAAGUUCUCAUAUUCUUGUACUUAAAUUAGUGCUUGACUUUUUACCACAGAAAUAAUUGUCGUUUUGCUGCAUGGUACUUAUGUAUGCCUCUUUUAGAUUCUCUCAGGUGACUGUUGAGCAUUGGUAUAAAUGGCCUUAAUUAUGAGGGUAUGGCACUGAUAUUUUAGAUAAUCUUAAAUUCUAGCUAGAUUUAGUUUCUUCAGGCUGGCUGUUUUACUAAGAGUUGAGAGAUCAAUGAGAAAGCCACACUUGAGUCCCAGCCUGCUUGGCUAUCAUUCCACAUCAGAUCUUAAAAGCAUUUGAAGCAUCUUUGAGUUAUACCUUGAAUACAAAUUACAUUAAUCCAGGACUAUGUGGCCCUAACGGCAACAUUAUUCAUCCCAGCAAUCAAUGUCUGCUUCUGGUCUGAAUUGAUGAAUGAAAAAGCACAGUGUGUGUUCCAUUUCUCACCUCCCUCUUGAUAUCAUCAAGACAAAUUGUCAAACAUUUGGCGCUAAUUUAUUUUUAUGGUGGCAGUUCCCCACUGGUGUGUCUGAGUAGAAGAGAGUUAGAAAAACUUAACCAAAAAUGUUAAAAGGUAUAGUUUAGAUGUUCUGAAGUGGGGUUCAAUCAUUAGUUAAGUGUACGCUACAUUUAGAAUAUUUUCACUCACUGCUACAACAUUCUACAAGUAGAAUGUUCAUAUUCCUGUCUCCCUCUGCAAAAGUUCUUCUUCUGUAUACUCUAGCUAAUAAAAGGUUUUCUCCACAGUGAACAGCAUUUCACCGUUGCUGUCAUAAUCCCUCAUACAAUCCCACUUCAAAUGAUCCGAACUAUCCCUUUAACGUCACUACAGGGACAGCUUUCCUCUACAGGAUUUGUAAAUAGUAACUGCUUUUAUUUAUGGCAAGACGAUAACCAUAUUAAAUUAUAUUUUUAAAAUAUUACUGUUUGUAUGUUGUUGGCACAUGUAUCGUACUGAUUAAAGAUUGCUGUUACA